Dioscorea cayenensis subsp. rotundata (Guinea yam) is the source of this 717-nucleotide messenger RNA. Its product is annotated as E3 ubiquitin-protein ligase TRAIP-like. The transcript is spliced from 4 exons. Lineage: Eukaryota; Viridiplantae; Streptophyta; Magnoliopsida; Dioscoreales; Dioscoreaceae. The record is from RefSeq and is a predicted model, not a curated record. Bases 61 to 510 code for a protein of 149 amino acids.
ACAAACACUCAACAACAACAAGAAAGCCAGCAACCAAUCUUUCUUUCAGCUCCUGCUAAAAUGAACUCUGAGCUUCUCUGCAACAUUUGCAUGGGAGCCAUAAACAUGACACCCAAAUGUGGCGAAGUACAUAGCAUCUCUGUUUGUGGCCAUUUUUUCCACUCUUUCUGUUUGCAGCAGUGGAUUGGGAAAUGCCCUGCAGGGUUGAAGCUUGUUUGUCCUUCUUGCAAGAGGUCAUUCUCUUCUGAUAAUGUGGUUCCUUUGAUUUUUUCUUAUCCUGGUGAUGAAGAAGCAGGGCAGAUGUCAACUUUGGAGAGUGAGGAUGAUAGAAUGAAACAUGUACUUCUGACUUGCAACAAAUGUAAGAAAUGUAAGAAAAAGGAGAAGCUUGUUCGUUCAUUAAGAAAGGCUAUUGUUAAAGUCAUCAAGGAGCUUGAGAUGACAAAAACUGAUUUUAAGAAGCUUCUUAAGGUGGUUAAGAAGGCAGAGAAGUUGCUUGAAAAGGACUGAGCAUGAAGGGAAAUAUGCAUCUCUAGAAAUCAUGUUUUGUUUAGUGUGGCAUUGUAACUGCUAUUGAGCAAAUUAUUAGCGUGGAACUUUUGGUUUCUUUUUGGAUGGAUUUGAGCAGUUUGGGGCAAACUCUUGUUUCUAUUUUGUAAUAUUUCUGGUUUAGAAUUAGAAACAAGAUGUGAUCAUGAUGACAUGAAGUAUAUAUGU